Messenger RNA from Microthlaspi erraticum, 360 nucleotides. The record is from the annotation of a GenBank genome assembly. Lineage: Eukaryota; Viridiplantae; Streptophyta; Magnoliopsida; Brassicales; Brassicaceae.
AUGAAGAGGGAGGAUGAACUCCCCAUGUUCCAAGAGCACUACAAUGCUCUCCUCUCCAUGGAAUUUGUUGAAACCAAGUACCCUCAUGACAAAACUAUGAAGGCCCUUGGAAUCUUUAAUGAUGUGGAUUUGGUACUCAAGAACAUGCACUUGGGGAGGUCCAAGGCUGCUCAGAUCAGGAGUCCAGUGCUUGAGUAUGUGCACAAGGCACUUGCCAACACCUUCUUUGCAAGGAAGACCUGGACAAUCAAUGAGGGAGAGUCAAGCUCCUUGACAUGGGAAUCAAGCCCUUCAUCUCACGCACAAGGAUGGAAGAGGAUCAGGGGAGACAGCACACAGGGAAUCUCAUGCCUUCCUUGA